CCACAACCAGCCACCACGUAAAUUGAUUGAGACAAAAAAAUGAAGACUUUUCUGUCACCUAUCGGUAUCCAGCUGUAGUGAUCAAUUGUAUAGUUUCCUUGCUAUACACGCAGAAACCAAAUGUGCAAUUAUAUAUAUUGAUUAAUCCCGGUGACUUAAAGAUCGAAAUUACCAAAAGAUGAGUCUAAGCUCCGAUCUAAAAGAGAGUAAUUUGGACGAGAUGAAGAAUGUUUUGGAGGAUUUAACAUCGAAUGUGAAGCAAGUACAAGACGGUUUAUUAGAAGAGAUACUUGCACAUAGCGCAGACACGGAAUACCUCCAGAGAUUCCUCCAUGGGAUGUCUACUAAAGAGCUUUUCAAGAAGAAUGUUCCAAUUGUAACAUAUAAAGAUGUUGAGCCUUAUAUUGAGCAUGGAGAGCCUUCAAAUAUCAUAUCUGCCCAUCCCAUUACUAGAUUCACCUUUAGUUCUGGAACUUCAGGAAGGAAACAGAAGUUAAUGCCUUUCAACAUGAAGUACUUGGAGAACAUCAUAUAUUCCAUAGGAAUCUACACUCUUUCGUUAUAUGCAGAUAUCUCUACUGUUCCAGGCCAUUACGUUCUUUACUGGGAACUCAAAGCGGAAAACAAAAAUACAAUCCUUGAGCUCGGUGAAAAGUUAUUGAUGGAGUGUUGCUAUACCGUGGAAGAAGCAUUCAAUUUUCUAUACCGGAAAUUUCGGUGCAAGGAUGGUUUAAUUGGAGCUCUAGAGAUAAGAGUGGUGCAACCAGGAACAUUUGAUUCUCUUAUGAACUAUUUCAUCUCUGAGGGUUCUUCUUUAAUUCAAUACAAAACCCCCAUUAUGCAUGAUAUCUGUCCAUGCCUUAGCCAUUCUUGAAGAUAAGGUUUUCGCACAGUUCUUCGGCGACAAACCCCCACCUUUCUGACUUUUCGCCUUUGUAGAGCUCCUCAGCUUCGAGGGCUUUU
Molecule: messenger RNA, 963 nt
Organism: Arabidopsis lyrata subsp. lyrata
Lineage: Eukaryota; Viridiplantae; Streptophyta; Magnoliopsida; Brassicales; Brassicaceae
Product: 4-substituted benzoates-glutamate ligase GH3.12-like
Exons: 3
Coding region: 179-874 (231 amino acids)
Cellular component (GO): cytoplasm
Molecular function (GO): acid-amino acid ligase activity
Source: RefSeq, a predicted model, not a curated record